Messenger RNA from Aspergillus calidoustus, 429 nucleotides. The record is from the annotation of a GenBank genome assembly. NCBI's taxonomy places the organism in Eukaryota, Fungi, Ascomycota, Eurotiomycetes, Eurotiales, Aspergillaceae.
AUGCAGUCCCUCCUCGCCCUCUCCCGCAUAGCCGUCGGCCUCGGCUUCCUCACAAUCCCCGGCCCCAUGGCAGCCCUCUCCCGCAUGCCCUUCAGCCCCGAAGCCGCGAUCGGCUGCCGCAUGGCCGGGGCGCGCGAUAUAGUCAUUGGCGCGUUGCUAUACACAAGCCUGAGCCGGUCCUCGAAUCCGACGACGACCGCCGCGGACGCCCGCGAUGCAAAACCCUCCUCGGCGCGCCAGGGGCCCCGGAAUCGGGUCUGGAGCGCCACGCAGGGCGCGCUCGUUGCGGGCAUGGCUGUUGAUGCCAUGGAUGUUCUUGCUUGUCUGUGGGGGUAUCUUGAUGGGUCGCUGCCGCUGACGCCGGCGUUGUUGCUUGGUGGGGGUGCGGCGGUUUUGUUGGAUUUGGGGGUUUACUGUUGGUAUUUCUGA